UAUGUCAGCUAACAGAAGAGUGAAUAUAUGCUGGUGAGAUGCAUCCAGGGGGAGACGGAAGACAAAAUUAAAGCAGAGUGUAGAAGACAUACUGGGAGGCACAGAAGGAAAGCUUGAGAAAAAACAACAACAUACGAGCCACUCAGAGGAUGAAGAAGUGUGUUGCUGUUGUGGUGUUGCUGAGUCUUCUCUCGUUGGGACGCUCUGCUCCUCUGAGCAGCUGUGACCAUCUGGUCAAACCCAUAACUGUCAGCAAUGAAGACAUGUUGGGAAGGUGGCUGUACAUUGGUGGGAGCUCUGACCUCCCAGGAAGCCGCUCCCUGGGCCAUCUGAUGACCAGCAUCUGGCUGGACAUCACCGCAACCACCCAGAGCAACAUCCUCAAUAUCAUCCAGACUCAGAGAGUAUAUGGCAAAUGUUCCAGCUUAACUUACACUGUGACCUUUGAAAACAGCACGAUGUUAAUUGAGCAACCUUUCUACCUCAAGGAAGUCUACCUGACGACUAACUGCUCCGACUGUCUGGUUGUCCAUGAAGAACUUACCUCUGGCAAAGACACCUUCACCAGUUUUAUGCUUUUUAGCAGGAGACAGAGUGUCUCACCUGAUGUUGUGGAGGCGUUCAAGACACAAGCAGAAUGUCUAAAGAUGCCGUCGCCUAUAAUGAUAAACACAAACAACGAAAUCUGCCCGGACAACAUUUCGCCCUCAGACGGGCUCAGCGCCCUCAACUCCUUAUUAGAGGCCAAGAUGGGACAUCGAGUUGCAAAACUCCUGGAUGCUUUUUUUGAUAUGUUUGUGAACUGAUUAGUUUAAGACAAUAAUAAUAAAAUUAGAAUGGAGGAACUGCCUUGUUUUAUUGUUAUUAUUAUAAUUAGUGGUUGCAGUAGUGGCCUCACAUUAUGAACUCAAUAAAAUGUUUGUAAAAACAA
Molecule: messenger RNA, 931 nt
Organism: Sebastes umbrosus (honeycomb rockfish)
Lineage: Eukaryota; Metazoa; Chordata; Actinopteri; Perciformes; Sebastidae
Exons: 6
Coding region: 150-806 (218 amino acids)
Source: RefSeq, a predicted model, not a curated record